UGGCGGCCCUGCGCGGCGGCGCAGGUGGCGGCGGGCGCGGAGACCGCGGAGCUGGGGGAGGGCCCGGCCGCACCGGAGGGCCCGGCGACACCGGCGAGUCCGACCGCACCGGCGGGUCCGGCCCCGCGGACGCGGGCUUCUGAUCAUCAUGGCUGCAGUGGAUCGUUUCAGCCUCUUGUACAGAGAGAUCAGUCGUUCCUUCAGUUUUUACAUGGAGGCCCUGGCUGUCGUUGGAGCUUGCUACACAGUCAGAAAGUGUGUCUCUCUUGCAUUUGACACUUACAGCAUGCUUAGACUGCAUUUAAUUCCGAAGCUGGGCAGCAGGGUUGAUCUUGUCAAGCAGUAUGGAAAAUGGGCUGUGGUCACUGGUAGCACAGAUGGAAUUGGGAAGGCAUAUGCCGAAGAACUGGCAAAGCGUGGUGUCAACAUCAUCCUAAUCAGCCGAAACAAAGAGAAACUGGAAGCGGUAUCUAGAAGCAUAUCUGAAACCUAUAAAGUGGAAACGGAUUUCAUAGUAGCUGAUUUCAGCAAGGGGCGUGAGUCUUACCCAGCCAUUAAGGAGGCUUUGAAAGACAGAGAAAUUGGAAUUUUGGUGAAUAAUGUAGGAGUAUUUUAUCCCUAUCCGGACUAUUUUGCCAACCUAUCUGAGGAUGUGCUGUGGGACAUGAUCAACAUAAAUAUUGCUUCUGCUAACAUGAUGGUGCAUAUUGUGCUGCCGGGCAUGGUAGAGAAGAAGAAAGGGGCGAUCGUCAAUCUUUCUUCUGGAUCCUGUUGUCAGCCAACACCAAUGUUGACAAUCUAUGGAGCCUCUAAAAGCUACUUGGACUAUUUCAGUAGAGCACUACAUUAUGAAUAUGCCUCACAAGGAAUUUUUGUUCAAAGUUUAACCCCAUUUGUAAUUGCUACCAAAAUGGCAGCACGCAGCAGCACUGCAUCAAAGACAUCUUUCUUUGUACCUUCUGCUGAAGAAUAUGCAAGUCAUGCUGUUUCUACUCUUGGGUUAUCCACAAGGACUACUGGUUACUGGAAGCAUGCAAUAGAGUUCACUUUGGUUGAGUGCCUACCUGAAUGGAUCUGGGCAUGGUCUGCAAUGUAUUUUUUCAGAGCUAUACGCCAGAAAGCUUUAAUGAAAUAGCAAUAUCCAGAUGUUCCACAUAAUGAGUACUAUAUUCCGAUCAGAGUGCUGCAAAAUGUUAUAGUGAACCUCGGUGGGCUUACUGUAACUUAUCCAAACCUUGCUAAACAAGCUGUGUGUAAUCUAAUCGCCAGAAGUCUGGAUCCUCUCUGUAUCCUUGUAUUAAGUUGUUCAUCUGCUGCUUUCCUCCACCAUGAAAAGCUGAUCCUGCGAGGUUAAUCUCUGUUCAGUUUCUCUUCAAGGUAACUGGGCAGGAGUAGGUACAGUUUUAAUGCCGACAGUAAAUGACUGCCUCUUGCAUAGUGCUAUGUGAUGUCAGAUUGUGAAGCUGACAGAAUUUGGGAGUUCUCCAAAUCUGUCAGAAAUACAAAAAAAAUAAUCACGUUGUUCAAAAAGAC
Columba livia (rock pigeon) is the source of this 1533-nucleotide messenger RNA. It is a transcript of the gene HSDL1, whose product is annotated as hydroxysteroid dehydrogenase like 1. Gene Ontology annotation, molecular function: oxidoreductase activity. The coding region runs from base 149 to 1135 and encodes 328 amino acids. The record is from RefSeq and is a predicted model, not a curated record. The transcript has 5 exons. Gene Ontology annotation, cellular component: mitochondrion. Lineage: Eukaryota; Metazoa; Chordata; Aves; Columbiformes; Columbidae.